Messenger RNA from Callorhinchus milii (elephant shark), 975 nucleotides. It is a transcript of the gene gh1, whose product is annotated as growth hormone 1. Gene Ontology annotation, molecular function: hormone activity; growth hormone receptor binding. Gene Ontology annotation, biological process: response to nutrient levels; animal organ development; positive regulation of growth. Lineage: Eukaryota; Metazoa; Chordata; Chondrichthyes; Chimaeriformes; Callorhinchidae. Gene Ontology annotation, cellular component: extracellular region. The coding region runs from base 72 to 653 and encodes 193 amino acids. The record is from RefSeq and is a predicted model, not a curated record. The transcript has 4 exons.
UUCUGACAGCUGUUUUCUCUCCCUCAGGAUUGUCGCUGUGUUCUGUGGCUCUGGCUCUGGUGUUGCUCUCCAUGCAGUGUCGCCGAGGUUUGGAAGCCUUCCCUCUGCUGCCUUUGUCCGACCUCUUGUCCAACGCUGUUCACAGAGCCCAGUACAUGCAUUUGGUGGCCGCAGAGACGUACACAGAAUUUGAAAGACAAUAUGUCCCGGAAGAGAAGCGUAACUAUCACAAGAGCGCGGCUUCUGUAUCUUGUCAGUCUGAGAGCCUCCCUGCGCCCACCGACAAGGGGGAUGCCCAGCAGCGAUCGGAUACAGAGCUUCUUGCGUACUCACUGCUGCUUAUUCAGUCCUGGGUCAACUCGGUUCAGACGAGCAGAGUGUUCAGCACCGCGGACAGAGUCUAUGAUAAAAUGCGGGAUCUGGAGGAAGGCAUCUAUGCUCUGACGAAGGUCUUGGAAGAUGGAGGUUCUUUUCAAGCUUUUGCCUCGCUGAAAUUCUCCUAUGACCGGUUCGAAGGAAACCUAAGAAGCAAUGAAGCUUUGAUGAAAAACUAUGGGCUUCUGGCUUGUUUUAAGAAGGAUAUGCACAAAGUUGAAACCUACCUGAAAGUUAUGAAUUGCAAACGUUUUGCAGAGAGUAACUGUACUGUGUAGUGUAAUGUAAUAGACAAAAGAGUGAGGAAAACUGGAUAAAAACACUCAAAUGUUACAUAGAAGCUCUCAAAAUUCAUUCCUUUUCCUCAACAGAUCCAACACCAGUAUGAUAUUUUAGAUAUCUCUAGAGUUAUAUGAACUGUUAAGUUUUUUAAAAAAAGUUUAACAGGAAUUAGUUGUACAAAAUACAUAAUUGUGAAAAAAUCGGAUUUCACAAUUACGUGUGUAUAUUUCUCUUAUUGGGAACUGAUAAAAGAAUUAAUAUUUACUAUUUGUAAAUAUUAUCUUUCAUUAUUCAAUAAAGGAAUCUGUAGAAUUACCA